Gopherus evgoodei (Goodes thornscrub tortoise) is the source of this 5390-nucleotide messenger RNA. RefSeq names its product complexin 1 (gene CPLX1). The record is from RefSeq and is a predicted model, not a curated record. Gene Ontology annotation, molecular function: syntaxin binding. Gene Ontology annotation, cellular component: terminal bouton; SNARE complex. Gene Ontology annotation, biological process: synaptic vesicle exocytosis; regulation of neurotransmitter secretion; neurotransmitter transport. The transcript is spliced from 4 exons. Lineage: Eukaryota; Metazoa; Chordata; Testudines; Testudinidae. Bases 214 to 618 code for a protein of 134 amino acids.
CGGCUCGGCUCCAACUUCAGGGGACCGCUCCGGCCCGCGCCUUGCUGCGGCUGCCCCAUGGACCCGGCCGGCGGGAGCCGCGGGCUGAGCUGCUAGGGCGGGCGCCGAGCCCCGGCUGCGGACCCGGAGGGGCAGGCUGCGACCUGAGGACUCCUUUCCGUUCAACUUGCAUGUGAGAUCUGCCGGAGCCAGAAGGAAUCUAAAGCCAUCACCAUGGAUUUUGUUAUGAAACAAGCUUUAGGAGGGGCUACCAAAGACAUGGGGAAGAUGUUGGGAGGAGAUGAAGAGAAAGAUCCUGAUGCCGCCAAGAAGGAAGAGGAACGACAAGAAGCCCUGAGGCAGGAAGAGGAGGAAAGAAAAGCCAAAUAUGCAAAGAUGGAGGCUGAAAGAGAGGUGAUGCGACAAGGGAUUCGCGACAAGUACGGGAUAAAGAAGAAGGAAGAAAGAGAAGCUGAGGCCCAGGCCGCGCUGGAAGCCAAUGCCGAGGGGAGUCUGACCCGUCCAAAGAAGGCCAUACCCCCCGGCUGUGGGGAUGAGGAAGAGGAGGAAGAGGAGAGUAUUCUAGACACGGUCAUCAAAUAUCUACCUGGCCCUCUUCAAGACAUGUUCAAGAAGUAACGGCUGCAGCCUGUUGGACUGUCAUGAACAGUAAAGCAAUGGAUUUCUCCAAUGAGAAUUUACAAUCUUGCCACACAUCACACAACCCCACCCUCUUCCCCCACUCUACCCCCCCGACCUCUCCCCUGCCCCCUGAGAUUCCAUCCAUUCCUAUUUUGUACAUAGUCGCAUCCAGUAGACGCCUCUGAAUGGGUGUAAGGAUUAACGAGCUGCAGUCUACACAACUUUUAUUAUAAGCCAUAGUACUAUGUAUGUUAAAUAAGGCAACUGUACAUUAAACAGCAAAGAAAAAGCCUCAUGUUUGUUUCCAUCCAAAGCAGGAGGAAUGGUCACGAACAGGGAGCAGUGGCUUCUUUUAUUUUCCUUAAUUAUUAUUAUAAUUUUUAAUAUGAUCGUUGAUCAAGCCACCCUGGCUGUUCAUUGUUGGGUACAUCUCUUGUAGCAAGGGAUGCCUCCAUCUCCCAUGGAAACAGACCUUUUCCGUUUUAUUCCAUAACCCUCAUAAAUAAGAGAUCAUUUGAAAAGUGAACCAUGUGCAGCUCCUGUCUCCAACACCGUUCUCAGAGCUGCGGAAGAGCUGAGCCUUCUGCACCAGGUGUUCAUGGUAGAAACCAACCGCCUCAGAAUCUAAGCAAGAGUCUUGUUACUUUGGGAAUAGCCAUACAAUGAAUAGCAUGACCAGUGUGUAGUGUGGACGAUGCUGUCUUUAAAUCUAGGCCAGACUGGUUCGCUAGUGUUGUAGUACUGGACGUCCCAACCCAGGAGCCUUAGAAGCCCACCACUGAGUGGAGUGGAUACUUAGAUUCCCCAACGUUCCUCUUUCGGCAAAGAUUCCCCAGUGGCAUAUUCAAUCCUGCCAUUGCCAGCUGUGUUUCCAGGAAUAGCAUUCCAGCUCCAGCAAAUGCUCUGUUCCCGCAGGUGGCAUCAGAGAGGGGUGGGCUUCUGGUCAGAGAGCAGGCCCAGGAGGCAGGAACUGCUUCUGAGUUCUAGUCUUGAUUCUGACUCUGAUUCCAUCUGUGACCUUGAACAAGUCACUUUACCUCUCUGUCCCAGUCCCCGCAUCUAUACACUGGAGAUAAUAAUACUUACCUAUCUCACAGGGAUGUUGUGAGGGUCAAUCGGUGAAAGCUUGUACAGGAGCUAAGUAUUAUUAUAACAUUGAGUGGCAUCAUUGGGUACUUGCACAUUUACCUGGUGGUGGGAAGGUGGGACCAGGACUCUCCUACCGUCGCAUUUCAAACCUUCUCAGAUUCAGAUGGAUUUAGAAUGUCUCCCAACCUGAUGGUGUCAGAUAACACAUUGUCCCCAGAUGCUGCUGCCUUGCUCCCGCAGUGAAUAUAUGUGUACAGUCUUAUUUGUCACACCGUUAUUCAUCACUUCAUCUGGUCUGUUGUUUGUAGAGCUGACCUUCAGUUCUGGGACUCUUUCAGCUCAGCGUCACUGUAGAUGUCUGGAGCUUCUGGUCAGCAUCACGUCUUGGUCUCACGAGAAAAGAAACUGUCUCAGGAGACUUCUAACAAGCUGAUUAUUUGCCUGGCAGAAUUACACUGCCACAUGCCCUGUGCUAGCUCAGGCUUGGAAAACAAAUGGUUACUCAUUAUUUCCAACAUAUUUGCAAGUAAAUAGCCACUUAGCAUGGAUGACAGAGGGAAAAAUAUCCCAUAGAUGCAGAUUUAGUAGGAGGCAUAAUUCAGCUCUGUGUGCCUGCUGCCGACUGGUGUGAGAACGAGACAUUUAUAUUUGCUACUAUAAAACCGAUUGUUGAGUUAAGUACGCCUGGGAUUGCCAGUGUAGAAUAUCCUGUUCAUCUACUGCCAAAUUGUAGGACCAGUGCAAUUUCCAGCUGGGGUUAGUGGAUGCAUUGCUGUUGACUUCCGUGGAAGUGUACCUGCUUAGUCCCAGUGAGUCUGGGUUUUGCUUUGAAUACCCAUUCUGAAUUUUGUUUUUUCCUGAGUUCGAUAAAAUCUUUGGGUCAGAGUCUCCGCUGGUGUAGACAGACCACACUUCCCUGCACUGAGCAGUGCUAUAACCAUUGAGCACCAGCAGAGAACUUGGUCCUUGCAUUCCAUAGAUAGCAUCAGAGCGAUUCCAUUGGCUUCAGUGAGACUAUUUGUGUGCUUAAAGCUGGGCAUAUGCUUAAGCAUCUUUCUGAAUUGGGCUCCUAAUUAGAUUCUUACAUGAGCCAGGCAGGAGCAAUCUGUGCUGGAUUUAAGCAGAGGAGGUGGAAUAAGGCUGUACAUGCUGUCCCUUUAGCAUCACCUAUAGAAUCACACAUACCAACUGCAACAGACUGCCUGCAGGCUGUACACUCCCUGUCACUUAUGGACCAGUGUAAUGAGCAUGCUCCAAACCCCUAGUGCAUGCUGAAGGACUUGUGCUUUCCUUCGCAGUCCGUGUCCAGAGAAUUCACUAGUGUAGGGAUGGGAUUUAGAAAACUACCCCAUGAAAGUUGUGUGCUGGAUGCUGAGAGCUGCAAGUCAGCCUCCCAAGGGCAAAAGCAGACUGUUGUGACAUCUUAAGAUAGCAUUGGCAUUGGUUGGCCGCGCUUUCACUAAAGAGAGAUGAAUUUCUCCCCUAAGACUUCAGUCGCCGACAUUGUUUCUUAUCUUUGUGCCUAGAUUUGAGAUCGGAGCAGCCGUCAGUGAUCUGUCAUUUCCUAAUGAAAGCGCUCAGCUCUCCGUUUCCAGAGCCCAUUUGUUUCCUUUUAAAGUAUAAAAGUCAUUCCUCAUCCUUAAAGCCACUCUCACCCCAGCAGCCUGCAAAAACUACUGUAGGUUCCACAAGUAAGUGGACAUUGCUCAGUCUGCUCCUGCUUUACUCACCACUCGUCCUUUGGCCAUCAGCAGCGAUUUCCUUUCCUCUCCAUGCGAGCUCCAGUCCCGAGACACAAGCAGAGCCUGCUGUCUUGCCUUUUCUUUUCUCUUCUCUUGUUGUUCUAUAUCGGGUUUUUCAGGGUCUGUCUUGUGGAGACAAAAUACAUCGUUCUGUCCAGCUGUAGGUGACUUUACAAGUCUUUGGUUUAACCAAAUGGGUCAGAGUGGUUGAGCCAUUCACUUAUUGGUUCCUGGAGUAGCUAAUACAGGAGCCUGUGCGGCAUGGUCUCACAGAUCACGAGCAAGUGUUGCUGCUCCUGGAGAGACAAGUGGGUUUGUUUUUUAAAAGUUCCACUCCCCUCUUCCAUUUGUCCUUCUAGGAGACUGAAAUUGCACAAAAAUAUGGGGCCUGUGUAGUCUUUCCAUCAGAUCCACCAGGCUUGGCCUCAAGAUCAUAAAGCAGAAUUGGGAGAGCCGUUUGUCUGGCAUAAUUCACAAGGUCUAUUAUUCAUGCCAUCUGAACCAUUGUAGGGUUUCCCAGCUCGUCCCAGCUGUAGCCAAUAUCCCUCUCACUUGAGCUCCCAAUGUAUGAUCUAGUCCUUCUGCCAUUAAACUCAACAGGAGUUUGCCAUUGACCAUGGACUUCAGGGGGAGCAGGUCUCAGCCCCCAGUUUUUUAUUGUCAUUCGUUCAGUAAAGAAACCCGAUGGAUAGGAUACUCUGCCUGUGAAUUACAUAUAGGUCAGUCCCUAUGGGGAGAAAGGCAGCAUGCGCUGACAAGAUUUGCCUCCAAUUACUUUUUGGACCUUGACUAAGUUAUGGGCCAGCUCAGAGGGUUUCUCCAGCUCCAAAGUGCCUCAGCAACUUGGAAUGAAGUUGAAAUGGGCACUUCCCCCAUCCCGAAUUGGACAAUCAUCACUCCCAACCCCUUCAGCUAACUUGCAUUGUGCAUGAACGUGAGGAGCACUGUAAAAACGCCACACGCUCAGCGCUCAGUCAGCUGUCAAAGCACUUAAACAAGACCAAAGAGAAACAUGGUUCAUUGUUUGGAUUCUGAAUAUCUCUUUGUCUUUCCAUGCCAUCGUUUUAUUUGCAUCACCAAUACGUUCAAUCUCAGGAAAAUGAGGUCUUCUGUUUGUGAUUGGUUUUUAUUUGCACAGAAAGGUAGGCGGCCAUAUAUUCUUAUUUUAGCCGUUCUUUCUCCUCCAUAACUCCAGGGCCUUUCUGUUUAAUAAAAAAAAUCAAGAGGUCUCCACUUUGUGGAGGGCAACUAAUUUAGUUUAACAUUGCCCUUCAUGGACUUACAUCUAUCUUUAGAGAAAGCCAUAUGAAAUCAGACUGCAAUAUUAAUUAUGAAUGCUACUCUGUGUUAAAAAAAAAAAAGAACAGAUCAUGUGCUAAAUCACUCUGGCGUUUCUCCCAUCUAUGUUUUCUAGUAUUGUACGUUAGCCUAGUUUCUCCCCAGCCCUUCCCUUUGUCAAAGAAAGACCACGCCAAUGCUGCUGACCGCAACUUUUUGACAAGCUUACCGCACUAGUAUAACUGUUGUUUCCAAUCAACUGUUGUGACCUGAAUGUAAUGUCCUAUGUAUCUGAAAUGUGUCUGUAUCUGUUUUACUCUGUUACCAAGAUAAUGUUUUUCAUGUGCUGAGUCUUAAAAUGUUUCAGUAACUGUCCUCUAAAAAAGAAAAAAUGCUUGUUUUCAUACACACACACACACACACACACGCAUACACGCACAAAGGCGAAACUCUAACUAGGUGGUGCAUUUUUCUAACAGAAAUGCCCCCAGUUGUCUCCAAGAUGCAUGCAGUACCUUCCAAGCAGCCAGAUGAUGAUUUAAAGUAGAGACUUUGUGAAUGUAAAUUUCAUUUGUAAUUUGCCUGCUACCUUUUUCUGCAUGACAUGGAUAAGUGAUAUGAUGUUCUUUUAAAAUGGAAUCACAGCCAAUAAAAAAAAUA